Messenger RNA from Tetrahymena thermophila SB210, 4251 nucleotides. RefSeq lists its product as hypothetical. Lineage: Eukaryota; Ciliophora; Oligohymenophorea; Hymenostomatida; Tetrahymenidae. The transcript has 5 exons. The record is from RefSeq and is a predicted model, not a curated record.
AUGAGUGCAUCUAAGAAUGCAAGUAAACCAUAGUAUAUAUAGUUUAGGCAAGAAUAGCUAGGAGACAUAGAAAGGCUCAAAAGCAUUUGUUUCCCUAAGACUCCAAAAACUAUAUCUAACUAGAGUAAUAAUAAUAGUGUCUUACUUAAUUCAGGAGGAAAACAUAAUUAAAAUUUAAAUUACUUUUCUAAGUAGACACAGUAGUAAGUAUAUUUUAACGAUAAUUCCACAUCUCCUUCACAAGUGUAGAAAAGAAGGGAGAAAAAUAAAUCUUUAGAUCAUGGAACAGCAUUUUUUGGUAAAGAAAAUGAAUUUUGCAAUGAAGAAUUGUCAUUCAAUGAGCUUGCAAAUAAUUCGGGAGGAUUUUAUGGAAGCAACAAAAAAAGAUAAAUGCUGAAAAACAUUUCUUAAAAUGAAAUGAGUAAUUUAAAUAAUGAUAAUUUUGAUAACCAAAAUUAUCCUAGAAAAAAAAGUGAAAAAAAGAAUCAUUUUCAAAAUAUGAGCAAUCUGAGCAAUAAUAGUUACAUAUAGAAUAAUUCUAAAGUUAACGAUCAAAUGCAGCAUUAUGAUUACUUUGAACCAACUACUAGGUCUAUACAUAUAGACAAUACUAAUUAAUCUGCACUUAUGAUGGCCUAAGGCUCUAAUUACAAUAUUUCCAGAAAAUCAUCAAUAGGAGAUACUCCUAUUUAACCAUCUAAUGUCAUGCGUGAGAUGGUAGAAUUUAUUAGAAGAAUAGGAUGUGAAUUAAAUGACUUGUGCUUAACUAAAAUGUCAGAAAAGACUCUUUAAAAUAUGAUUGAACUACAUUUGAGUAAUGUUAGUAGGAUGCAACAUAUGUUUUUAGAAGCUUUAAAAGAUAAAGAGCCUAAUAUUACUUUAGCUUUGAAUGUGCUCAGCAAAUGUUUCGAAGAGUUAGUUGAAAAAUUAGGAGACUUAAUUACACGUUUGAGAAUGUUCAAUAAACGCAAAUUCAAGAAUUUAGUUGAAUCAAGUCUAUCAAAUACACUGAAGGAAGUUUUUGAGGAAAAUAACAAAUUAAACAUCUUGGAAAUUAUUACCGACAUUAAUGUUUUUGUUAACUAGUAAAGAAAGAAUUUAUAUUUUUGGAGGCUUUCUACCUUAAUGGAAUCCUGUAAACAUAAAAAUAAAUCUAAUGCUUUCUUCUAAAUAAUGAAUUCUGCUAGAUAAAAUCAAUCUUAGUAAAUUCUUAAGCAAGAGAAGUUAAAAUUAAAACUUUCCAGAGUUUUAUUGAUUCCUGAUUCAAUUUUGAAGUAAAAAGUUCAAAUAGCUUUUUAUAAAUGGCACUAUUGCAAACAGUUAAAGAAAUAAAUUGAAGGUAGUUUUAUAGAAGGAUCAUAAAGACUCAAUUUGAUAUUUGAUAAAUUAUAAAGAGUAAAUAAAUAAGAAGGAUUCAAGCUUUUAUUGUAGAACUUUAAAAGAUGGCAAGAAUUAAAGGUUAAAUUAGGAAAAUUUGUUUGCUUGAUCAAAAAUUUGAAUAAAAAAAGUAAAUGUUAUGCUCUAGAAAGCAUGAAGAAAAAUAAAUUUGCAUUUUAAAUGAACAAAAAUGAAACUAUUUAAAAAGUGAAGGUGCUUUUUUUGGCUAAAUUAAUUAGAAAUGUUAAUCUUAGAAAAUAUAAAGAGUCUUUUGAGAAUAUCUAGCAUUUUAUACGUAAUAGAGAAAUGAAAAAGUAGGCUUUGGGUAAAAUAAAAAACCUUUUAGAAAAGAGGAAUAAAUUGAUCCUUGCUUAGUCCUUUAGCAAUUUAUCAAAUAAUAAAGCUUAAGAAUCAAGAACUGAAAAAUUUAGAGCUAUUAUCAUUAGUAAAAUGAUCCAAAAAUUAUAUCAGACAAGACUUCAUGAGAUCUUUAAUGACUUAAAAACUGAAUUAUUUGUCAGACCUUAACCUAUAAAGCUUGUAUUUAAAGCAGUUCAAGAAGCCAUAGAUAAAAUUGAUAAUCCCACUCUUAGAAAUAUUUUACGAACUAUUGAUGUCUGCUUUAGUAAUAAAAAAAUAACAAGACACUUAAACAAUCUAAGAUAAAUAUAAUUCGUUUUAAUUAACAUGAAUUCUAGAGAAAUUACCUAGCUUAAUCCAAUUUGGAAAAAACUUGAAAAUUAAUAACUAGAAAACGAACAAAUAUAUUACAUUAAUCAAAUUAUUAAUAAAGAAAGCUCAUUUGAAAAUGGAAGCGAAAUUUUAAAUUACCCUAUAUUAUCAACAAACCUAUCUGCUCGCGAAAAGUAGUCAGUGUAAACAGUUUUGCUCAAUUUAAAUAUGGAUUAGUCUAAAAAUUAUCUUUUAGCAUGUGAAACAGUUUCAGAUUUUUAGAUGAAUGACUCAGUUCAGCAGAAAAUCAUAAAACUCUGCAAGUAUAUAAAAAGUAGAUUAAAAGAAAGUGUUUAAAAAGAAAAGUUGCACUUGAAUAAUUGUAGGAAUAUUAGAGAAAGGCACUUAAAAUCAAACAUAUUGAAGUAUUUUUCAUUAUGGAAACAACAAAAUUAUGAAAGAUUGAUAACUGAGAAAGAUCAAAGCUCUGAAAAAGUCAUUGAUUUAGAAAAAUAACUCAUGUAAUACAAAAUUGAGCUGGAAAAAAAUAAAGUUCAAUCUACAAAUAUAAUGAACGAGCUUGGUAUGAAGAGGGAAGAAAUAAUAGAAAUUGAAACAAGACUUGAAGAUUUAACGAUAGAAAAGAAAGCAAAAUCUAAAUGUCUAGCUACUGCUCUCUUUGCAAACUAUUUAGAAAAGAGAGAAACAAGAUAGUAAUAGGUUAAGAGGAGCUUUAUUAAGUGGAUAGAUUUUGUCUUGUAAAAGAGAAUUGCAUCUGUUGCUUGCUAGUAAAUUGAAGAAAUAAACACUAAACACAUUGAUACAAGAUUUUCAAGUGCAUUUUAUCUAUUGAAGCACUUCCAAGAUUCAUAUCAGAGAAGACUUAAAAUUUAUACUCUUAAAUAUCUUGCCUAUAACUCUGUUUGCAAUAACUCUUAAUUAAAUUUCUCCUAAUUCAACACUAGUAAUGUUAACCGCUCAAACACUCCAACAACUUUAUCGCCUAAUACAAAUUUAUCAAAGAAAAAAGCUCACAACCUUUCUCAAACAAACAUUCAAAGCGAAACUUAAAAGCCCAAUAAUAACCAACAAACACUCAGUGAGUUAUCUUAAAACCAUAAUUAAAGUGAAUCUACUUUAAAUAUACAAACAAUGCAAUAACCAUCUAUACAAUAAAAUUCAAACUUUGAGACUCCUUUACCAUCACCUUUAAAUUCUAAUCUGUCUUAAUCUAUACUACAAGAAGCUAAACAUAAGCCUUUCUUUAGCAGUGCAGGAGGAAACAAAACUAAACAAGGUAUACUAACAAAUGGUAGUAAUAGUAAAAAAAACAAUAGCAAUAACCCUAAUACUUUUGGUGCUUAAUAAUUUGGUUUCCACAGAGAAAAUCAAAGCCAAAUUUUAUUCUAGUAAUAAUAAAAUCUUUUUAUGAAGAAGAAUGAUAGUUAAUCAAACAUGCAAAUAUUAACAGAGGAUUCAACCAGCUAACCACCUAUUUAGCUACAACCUACCUAAAUCACAAACCCAAUGAUCUCUAAUACAUCACGUACAGGAAAUAAUAACUCUUCCUCAACAAGCAGUUUAAUUAAUCUAUAAUUACAAAAACCAUAUUAAUACUAGGAGUAUUCGAUGACUUCAUAGAAGCAUAACCCCAGAUUAAAUUAAUUCCAUUAGCAAUAAGAAAACAUUUUCGUAUAGUAACAAUAAAUUGAUUCUAGAAGUAGUAACAGUACUAAUAAUUUAAAUAAUAGUUUUCAUCAUUUUUAUCGUCCACCUCUGCAUAAUAAUUAAGAAUAUCUAGAUGCUAGUCAAUAAAAUAUCAAUACAGUAAAUUCUGGUAGUACAUACAGAGCAGGAUUAAACAAAAGCUUUUCUAACUACAACACUCAGUCAAACCAUAAUACAUCUUUUUCUAACUCAAAAUAACCUUCUAAUCUUGGUUACAGACUAAGUGCAAAAACAAUAAAUUUCCUUUAAAAGUUCGGAAGAGGAUCUAGUACAGGUGAAAAUCCAAUAUAAGGAGGAAACAGUAAUUUGUUUGGAAAUACUUCUUCUUCAUCUGCAUCAUAAAGAGUGUUGAUGAUGAGUAAUUCUCAAAUUCAUAAUAAUUAUUAAUUAAGAAACAAAUCAAAUAAUCCAGAUUUUUAGUCUGUAUCCAGCAGGCAUGUUGAUCAAGAUGAUUCUUUCUAUAAAAAAUAUUGA